AUGGAUGCAGAGACUUGGGAAGAAGUCCAAAAGCUACAGCAGCUUUGGCAGAGAGAAGAGGAUAUGAGGUAUGGUUUUGCUCAAUUUCCUUGGUCAUCUGUUUCAACCUCCUCGUCUUCGUCUAGGCAAAACUUUGUGAAGAAAAAAGAGCCUAUACCUGACGUCAAGGACAGUGGGAUUUCCGCAGAAGCAACACUAUGCAUGCAAAAAGAAGGCAACGAUUGGGAUGUCUAUGCUUCUUUGCCUACUGCGAUAAAGGCAUUGCAGACAUUAUACACAGCGCCUCGCCAGCUCAGCUUCCUGGCCUACUUUUCGGAAUCCGACGUCAUGAUCGGAAAAGGUGGAAAGCAAUACUUUGAGGAUUGCUGGAGACAAGGAAAUGGACGAGAUGGAGAGGUCAAGUUUAUGGCAAAGACUGUGCCGGAUACUGAUCAUGAUAGUAUUGUCUUGGCGGAAAAGGGGUGUGUGGAGGAGGUGUUUAGGGAGGUCAAGAGGUUGUGUGGGUGA
Aureobasidium uvarum is the source of this 507-nucleotide messenger RNA. The record is from the annotation of a GenBank genome assembly. NCBI's taxonomy places the organism in Eukaryota, Fungi, Ascomycota, Dothideomycetes, Dothideales, Saccotheciaceae.